UCUCAUAAGAUAAACAAUACAAUCCGUUUGGGCAGCGCAAAAUUAAAAAUCCAUAGCGGUAGAGCGAUCGGUGUUCAUCUGUAAAUAAUGCCAGUGUUUCCAGGAACUACCCAUGGGGCUCUUGUUCUCCGUCUUGCCAGCAGGGGAACAAGAACGGACACUCUCCCAAAUUCCUGAAGGAAAAUCUGGAAACUGAGUCAGCGGUCUGUGAGAAAACCGUGUCGUCCACAUUAUUUCCCCCUACUUCCGCGGAUCGGGUUUCUUCUCCUGACUGAAUUAGAGUCAGAACUUACUUUACUUACUUUACUUCCUAAAUGAGACUGAAUCUGGCAUCUGUGGAACAAAGAGGCAUCUGCGGUGUGGAAAUAGGGGGCAGAGGAGAGGAGUUGAUUGGAAUCAAAUAUCCGUCCCGUCUCAAGUUUGCAGCCUCAUGUCGGUCCGUGUCUCAGGCAUGAGUGUCCUUCCUCCGGUUCGAAGAGACCGUAUCAUUGCACAGCUUCCUCAGUGUUUCAGCAAAGAGGCUGCUCUUCACGCCAAGGGUGACUUCAACAACAAAGUGAAGACCGCUUGUCAAGAGCAACGCACCGGUACAGUUGGCAGGUUUAAAAUCUCCAAGGUCAUUGUUGUUGGUGACCUGGCUGUGGGAAAAACCUGCCUGAUUAAUAGAUUUUGCAAAGAUGCUUUCGAUAAGAACUACAAGGCAACAAUUGGUGUGGACUUUGAGAUGGAGCGCUUUGAGGUGCUGGGAGUGCCUUUCAGCCUACAGCUGUGGGACACUGCAGGCCAAGAGAGGUUCAAGUGCAUUGCUUCAACAUACUACAGAGGAGCUCAGACUGUGAUUAUUGUGUUUGAUGUGAAUGAUGUGGCAUCUCUAGGCCAUGCAAGGCAGUGGCUGGAGGACGCCCUGAAUGAGAAUGACCCCACAAGCGUUCAGCUCUUUCUCGUUGGCACGAAAAAAGACCUCAGCUCUCCUGCACAGUAUUCUCAAAUUGAACAGGAAGCCAUCAAACUGGCACAGGAGAUCAGGGCAGAGUAUUGGGCUGUCUCAUCACUGACGGGGCAAAAUGUUAAGGAGUUUUUCUUCCGCGUUGCAUCAUUGGCAUUUGAAGCCAACGUUCUUGCUGAAUUGGAGAAAAGUGGAUCGAGACAAAUUGGAGACAUUGUCAGAAUUAGCAGCAAUUCAAAUAACCUGUAUGCUGCAUCAAAGAAGAAACAGCCAAAAUGUUGUCAGUAAUGAUGAAUGCACAAAUUUGAAGUAAAAGCUAUGGUACAAAAAGAGGAUUGUCUUUGUGGAGAAAGAUCCAUGGAUUCCUUCCUUGACAUGGGAUUUUGCAGUGAGUGCAAGUGGAAGUAAUGUGUAAGUCUGCCCCCGGAGACAUUUGAAUUCAGUUUUUCCUGGCGUGUAAAGACUUUUCCACAGUGGGAACUGAAUUCCUGUGGUGUUGCUUGGUUUAACUUGUCAUGACUUAUGACAAAAGCGUUACCCAAGUUUGCAUGACUCAAAAUCUUUCAAUAUGGGAUAUCAAAAUAAAAUAUCAAAAUCAAUACUUUCCAAUAUGGCUGCAGACAGUUGCAUGAGUUUAGAUUUUUAGCCUGACGUAUAUGUGGGUGUUUUCUAAGUCAGUUAUGUAUUUGCUUUUGUAGCUGUUACAUUUUUAUAACAAGUUAUUUCCUGCCAUGUUCAGUCAUCCUUUUCUUUGUCACAUUACUUUGGUAGUUUAUCACGCUAAGGAAUGUGGGUGUGUUGUUUGCACAGCAAAUGGUUCCUUUCGAUAUAUACAUAUCUGUUUCUAUUUCAACCACAGUCAGGUUUUAAUCCACCAUGUAUGACUCAUGAUUGUCUUUAUUUUAUUCAGUAUGAAAACAUAUAACUGACCUCAAAUCAUCAGUAGAGUUAUCAGUACAGAUGGGCAAUUCAAAGCCAAAUUGUAAAAUUGUAAGUAAUUCCAUUUUUUUUCCAAUAAAGACUCGCAAGUGUUUUC
Lampris incognitus (smalleye Pacific opah) is the source of this 1982-nucleotide messenger RNA. It is a transcript of the gene rab34a, whose product is annotated as RAB34, member RAS oncogene family a. The record is from RefSeq and is a predicted model, not a curated record. Gene Ontology annotation, biological process: endocytosis; phagosome-lysosome fusion. NCBI's taxonomy places the organism in Eukaryota, Metazoa, Chordata, Actinopteri, Lampriformes, Lampridae. The coding region runs from base 431 to 1234 and encodes 267 amino acids. Gene Ontology annotation, molecular function: GTP binding; GTPase activity. The transcript has 11 exons.